CAGAAGCAUAAUAGGAACUCAAAAUGGGUCUGAUCUGUUCAAUGAAAUGAAACAUCAGUUUCUGAGUUUCAAAAGGCAGAAAUUCCUGGAGAACUUGGAAUGCUAUGAAAAUCUUGCCAAGAGUCAAGCACCGAAGUUCAUGGUCAUUGCUUGUGCAGACUCUAGGGUUUGUCUCUCCUACAUCCUAGGAUUUCAACCCAGAGAAGCCUUUGUAGUCCGCAAUGUGGCAAAUAUGGUGCCCCCAUUUGAGAAUGGACCAACAGAAACAAAUGCUGCCCUUGAAUUUGCCGUCAAUUCUCUAGAA
Camellia sinensis is the source of this 304-nucleotide messenger RNA. The record is from RefSeq and is a predicted model, not a curated record. Lineage: Eukaryota; Viridiplantae; Streptophyta; Magnoliopsida; Ericales; Theaceae.